Molecule: messenger RNA, 582 nt
Organism: Cryptomeria japonica (Japanese cedar)
Lineage: Eukaryota; Viridiplantae; Streptophyta; Pinopsida; Cupressales; Cupressaceae
Exons: 1
Coding region: 1-582 (193 amino acids)
Biological process (GO): exocytosis
Cellular component (GO): exocyst
Source: RefSeq, a predicted model, not a curated record
AUGACCAGAGACAUCCUUACAAUUCUCCCCACGUUUGGCAACCCUGUUACGACAAACACAUUUGAUAGGAGUAAUUUGGAGGAAAUGGAAAAGAAGUUAGCUGCAGCAGAGAUUUUGAUUCACAAAUGGGACAGAAAUACAACAAGCAAAAUGCUCUUUCAGAGCAACGCAGAAGAAGUCCGUAUGUACAUGGACACAGUCCAAAAUCUCCAACGCCUGAUGGAAUAUUUGUCCAUCGGCGGCACCUACACUGCCCAACUCAUCCGUGCGCAGCGGCUGAUGAAAAUGUCAAUGGCCCGUCUGCAGAACGAGUUUCACAAGAUUCUGUUAGCUAACAGUGAACCCAUCGAUCUCGAACAGGAGUCAUCAGCCAGCCCCCCGUCUGUUUCAAGCACAGAGGACAGCAUCACUACUUCCAGAUGCUCUGACGGCGAAGAUGAUCACAGUAGCCACUGCAGCUCCAACUGUUCGUCAACAGACAAAACAUGCGAAUUCAACAUAGUUCCGUUGGACGCUGUGUUGGAUCUGCGGAAUAUAGCGCAUCGCAUGGCGAAGAGUGGGUACGCGAGGGAAUGUAUUUGA